UUCACAGGAAGCAGAGGCAGCAGUGGUCGUGUGUUGCCUUGUAAAUAACCAUUACUCUUAUUCUCGUUUACACAAAAAACCUACAUCACGACACAAAACGUCGUCCAUUAAACACUACUUCCCUUCUUCCUUGGUAACUCUGUCCGUUCAAACAAAUUGCGACCCCUUUUACGACAGGGUCGCGAUGCUUUGAUGGCCGAGAGCUCUGUGGAAGGGGAACAAGGGGGGACAGUUUUUCGUUCAAAAAGCAAACUUCCAGCAAAGAGAAAGUCACAGACUAAUUUAAGUGGUGAAUACAAAGUGGAGGAAAAGAAAUCCAAAAAAUCCUCUCCCAGCACUGCUGGUUCACAAAGCAUCACAUCAUCAUCUUCGCACUACAAUUUGAGGCCAAGAGUUUGUUUAUCAUCAAGCACUACUUCAGUUACAACCACCCAGAGUUCUUCUAGAAUCCAAAGCACAAAGACAUUAGCUGCAAAGAAAUCAUCUUCUAGCCCUUCGCUAGGUGCAAGAGGAACAGAGAAAGGCACUGAAAAGUCAGCAAGACAGUUGAAAAAGACACAACGGGAAGCGCCAAAACUAACUAGUUAUUCAUCUUCACCAGUGGCAGCAGCAUCCGCAUUGCCAUUUUAUAACUUAACGUCAACAUCAUCAGAUACAACAGUUACUUUCAAAUCCAAAGUUCCCAAGACAGAUUCCUCUCAUAAGUCUGCAUCUGAUUCAAGACUUUCAAGCAAGCUUAAUUUCCUGAGAGCUUCACUCACUUCAGGAGCUCACCGAGGCAAAGAUCUGGGUAAUCACUCUACUUCCGAGGGCUCUAGGGGCUCUCAAUCAUCUGCACAAAGUCAUAGAGGUGACCCGCCUAAGCCAGAAGGCUCAAGGCGGUCACAAAGAACUACCGAAGCUACGGGUUCCUGUGCUAGCAACAGUCGGCGUGGCUCACAGACGAAGAAGAGGACCUGGACCCGCCGACAGCAGCCUAGCAUGUCAACAGAAGAUGGGUUGUCAGAACAAGGAGCAUCAGCAGGUCAACCACGCCUUAAUGAAGCAGGCCAGUCAUCCAGUAGUGUAGCAGAAAGAAAUGAUGGAAGUGCCAAUUCUCAUUCAGAUGAUAAUGAAUUGAAAGAUAGUGACAUGUCCAGACUACAAAGUCUGUUAGAGGCACGUGGAGUACCACCACACCUGUUUGGUUCUCUUGGACCAAGGAUGCAUCAACUGCUACACAGAGCCAGCAGUAACAGUUCUAAUAGUAAAGCACAGCAACUACUUCAAGGAAUCCAAUCAUCAGAUGAAGGACAGCAGUUGCAAGCAGUGAUAGAGAUGUGUCAGUUACUUGUGAUGGGUAAUGAGGAGAGUCUUGCUGGGUUUCCCGUCAAGCAAGCUGUGCCAGCACUGAUUAAUUUACUCAACAAGGAACAAAAAUUUGAAUUGGUAAAUCAUGCCUGUCGUGCACUGACUUAUCUUAUGGAGAGUCUACCAAGGUCUACAAUGGUUGUUGUAGAAGCAAUACCAGCUUUCUUGGAAAAGCUUCAAUCAAUAGAGUGUAUGGAUGUAGCAGAACAGUCUCUAACAGCACUGGAUAUGCUUUCUAAAAGACAUGGAAAAGCUAUUCUACAAGCUGGUGGUAUGUCAACCUGUCUUCUUUUUCUGGACUUUUUCUCAAUAAGUGCACAGAGGUCAGCUCUGGCGAUUGCUUCCAACUGCUGUGCUAGUGUUGGUCCAGAUGACUUUCAUUAUAUUGCUAAUGCUAUUGAAAUCCUAAGCACAAGACUACAGAUACAGGAUAAGAAGAGUGUAGAAAGUUGCUGUCUUGCAUUCUCUAGACUAGUGGAUAGCUUCCAGAAUGAUAAGAAACACUUAAAAGAUCUUUCAGCUCAUGGUUUACUGAACAACAUACAACAGUUGUUGAUAGUAUUCCCACCCAUUAUAAGUACUGGUACGUUCGUAAUGGUUUUAAGGAUGCUAUCAUUACUCUGUUCCAACUGCCCAGACCUUGCGGUUGAUCUUAUUAAGAACAAUAUUGUGGAGACUUUACAGUUUCUGUUGUUUGGUAGUGUUGACCAAGACAUAGAGGAUAAUGUUGAACUCAUCACUAGAAGUCCACAGGAAUUCUUUGAAUUAACCUGCUCCAUAAGUGAGCUGUUUCCUAAACUUCCACAAACUGGUGUAUUUUCUGUCGAUGCCCUGCUCAACAAAAGUCAGCAGAGAUCAGAGCAUGGUUUAUGGCAAUGGCGUGAUGACAGGGGGGUCUGGCACUCUUAUUCCUGGAUUGACAGUAAAAUAAUUGAAGCAGCUUACCAUAGUGGUGAAGACGAGCUAAGCCUUGCUACCAUGGGACGCACAUAUACUAUUGACUUGAAUGCCAUGCAGCAGAUCAAUGAGGAUACAGGGACAACUAGACCAGUUCAAAGGUGCAAUGGAUCAGGAGAAUCCAGCUCAACUUUAUCAAGCAAAGCAGAAUCUGUCAAAGUAGACAGUAGAAUAGCUAUUCUACAAGAAGACAGCUUGCUGGAAGAUUCCUACACAUACAAGCUUUUUUCUUGUCUAUAUAGCAUAUUGAAUUCUUCUGUCAGUAUUGCUAUUAGGAAUAGAUGUGUUAAUGCCAUUCUAAGGAUGAUAUAUUAUGCACCGGCAGAACUACUGCAGGUUAUUCUUAAAAGACAUCCAAUAUCAAGUAUUAUUGGUGGAAUGCUGCAGUCACAUGACAUUAGGACACUUGUUAAUGCCCUGCAAUUGGCUGAGAUCUUGAUGCAAAAGUUACCUGAUGUAUUCCAUAUCUCGUUCCGCCGAGAAGGUGUCAUGCACAAGGCCAAGUCACUAGCAAGUGGUUCUGUCCUGGAAAACUCUUCAUCACAGGGGAAAGAAGUGAAGAGGUGUUCUGCAGCAGCUCCUGUUGUGGCUGGUGAACCUUACUCAACUCAUUGCACUCAUCCUAUACAAGUCUUUGAAAAACCACCAUCCCCACCUUCAAGGCUUGGUGAAGUGCUCAGAGGAAAACGGAGAUCCAAAAGAAACCCAAGGAGCAAAGAGAAAUGCCAGAGUGUAAUGGAACCAGACCUUAAGAAACAGACUGAAGUAACACAUCUGACCAAAUCAGUGAAUCUCCCUACUACCUCAUCUCUAUCACACCACAGCAAACCAUCUUUCUUCUCAUCACUGACAUCAGCAAGAUGGAAUGCUAAGGCAUCAACAUCAUCAUUGUUGUCGUCAUCAGAUGGAUUACCUAGGGUUGAUGUCAAUAGUUUGAACACCACACUUCAUGCUCUCAGUACAUCACGUAUGUCUGACAAUAAAGAAAAGAUACGAACGUGGAUCAAGGAGCAAGCCAUCAAGUUUUGUGCUACAUAUUUUGAUGAGGAACAAGGAAAGUCCCACCCUGGUUUAGAUGUGCUACAAAAACUCAGCAAUGCUAAAGAAAACCUUGCUACAAAUGUUAAAGACAAUACAGAAGUCUUGAAGGUUAUAAGAUGUGUUUUAUCUGACUCAGAAGAAGGAGCCAGUCCAUUUGAGAUUCUACACAGUGGUUUGGUACCACAGCUGUUAAGGUAUCUUACAUCACAGACAUCAGACUAUCAACAGCCUUUAGAAUCAAGAUUAAAAAGAUUCCUACAAGCAUUCAUGGAUUUACCUGAAAGUGGUGAUGUCACAGCUGUUCCUCUGAAUGAUCAGAAGAAACCACCUUUAGCAUCUCUUGUUGCUAAGUUACACUCUUGUGUCAACCAAGUAGAACAGUUUCCAGUUAAAGUACAUGAUGCACCAAGUGGUUCCAGUGGAGUGACUGGAUCAAGGGGAUCACAGGCCUUGAGGUUCUUCAGCACUCAUCAAAUAAAGUGUCAUCUUCAGCGGCAUCCAGACUGUAAGACCCUGAAGCAGUGGAAAGGAGGACCUGUCAAAAUAGAUCCUUUGGCAUUAGUGCAGGCUGUAGAACGGUAUCUUGUGGUAAGAGGAUAUGGAAAACUGAAGGAAGCUAUUGACGAUUUAGAUGGGAGUGAAGAUGAUGGAUCUGAUGAUGAAAUUGAUGAAUCUCUGGCUCUGGAACUUCAAGGAGAGAGUAUGCCAAGGCAUCAUCUAGAGAUAAUGAUUGGUGACAAAGUGCUUCCUUACAACAUGACAGUAUAUCAGGCCAUCAAACAAUAUGGACAGACUGAUGAAGACAAAGAUACAGAAGAAGACCAAGGUGUCCUUGGAAGACCAAGCAUCUGGGUAGGACAGCAUACUAUUUGGUUCCGUCCAUUAACGCAUGGAAGUUAUUUGCCUAGUGGUAAUAACAGACUUAGAGGGGGAAGUGCUAGUAGAAGCUCCUCCAAGACUUCACUCAAGAGAUCUCUUAGAGAUGACUUAGAUAAAGGACCAUCAUCGAUCAGCCAAGUACUCAGACACUGUUUGCCAUCAGAUUUAGGAAUAUCAGACCCUUCAAUAGAAGUCUUAUGUUUAAUGAGAGCACUUCAUGUACUGAACAACAACUGGCAGCUGCUGUUUGAGAGUAAUGAAAACAACCCACUGAUUUCCAAUGCUGACUUCAUCAACUCCAAACUCUCAGCUAAAAUUCUUAGACAGUUGCAAGAUCCUAUUGCCGUGAUGACUGGUAACUACCCUUCAUGGAUCGAAGAUCUUCCCAAGAAAUGUCCUUUCUUGUUCCCCUUUGAAUGUCGGCAACAGCUAUUUUUCAGUACAGCUUUCGAUAGAGAAAGAGCCAUGAGUAAACUACAGGAAAGUAUCCCUGAUUUGAUUAACACUGAGAUGUCUGAUCGUGUAGCUCCACGCCUUGACAGGAAAAAGCACACGGUAUCCAGGAAAGAAUUACUUAUCCAGGCAGAGAAAAUUAUCCAAGACCUGGGAAGCUCACAAUCCAUACUGGAAAUACAAUAUGAGGGAGAAGUCGGUACAGGUCUUGGUCCCACCCUAGAGUUCUACACUCUAGUAUCAAAAGAGUUCCAGAAAUCAAGUAUGGAAAUGUGGCGUGGGUCUGAUAUAGCACCUCCUCCUACUGAAGAUGCUGAGGAAGGUGUGACCUAUGUACAUUCACCUUGCGGACUCUUCCCAGCUCCCAUUCCAAAGAAUACAAAAGCUGCUGCCCUGACCAAGCUACGCACCAAGUUCCGGUUCCUCGGACGAUUCCUAGGUCGAGCAGUUUUAGACUUCCGUAUGAUCGACAUCCCCCUGAGUGAAACAUUCUAUAAAUGGAUGCUAGGGUUAGAAAAUUCCUUCGACUACAGAGACCUACAGUACGUUGAUCCUACACUAGCAAAGUCCAUGGGACAGCUGCAAGCUCUGGUCAGGCAGAAAAAACGCUUAGAGGAAGACACGGGUCUCACAACUGAAAGCCUACAGCUGGCUAUUGAGAACUUGACACUGGAUGGAGCAAGUGUAGAAGACCUGGGAUUGGAUUUCAUCUUGCCUGGGUAUCCUAAUAUUGAACUCAAGAAAAAUGGUCGCAAUAUUCCAGUAACUAUUCACAACCUAGAGGAGUACAUCAAGUUGGUUGUUCAAUGGACGUUUGUUGAAGGAGUCGAGAGGCAGUUCCAAGCUUUCCAAGAGGGAUUUGAUUCUGUGUUCUCACUGGCAAAUCUCAAUGGAUUUUCUCCACACGAGAUGGAUUUGCUUCUUUGUGGUAGUGGAGGAGAAAAUUGGGACACCAAACAUCUUGUCGACUGUUGCAGACCCGAUCAUGGCUAUAAUCAUGACAGUCGUGCGAUCAAGAAUUUGUUUGAGAUUCUGAGCUCAUAUGAUCAAAACCAACAGCGAUUAUUCCUUCAGUUUGUCACCGGAAGCCCAAGACUCCCUGUAGGAGGGUUCCGUAGUCUCAACCCUCCUUUAACCAUUGUGAGGAAGACAUUUGAACCUCCACUAAGCGCAGACAAUUACUUACCAUCUGUUAUGACAUGUGUCAACUACCUCAAGCUCCCUGACUACUCUACCAAGGAAAUCAUGGAAGAUAAACUUAAAGUAGCAGCUCAAGAAGGGCAGCGCUCUUUCCAUCUUUCUUAAGUCAUAAACAACUAGCGAUGUUCCCAACAGCCUUAUACCUAGAGGGAAAACUUGAUGUGUUGGCUGACGGCAAAUAUGGAAGCUGUCUUUUCCUCUUGCUACACGGAUUGUGGUAUGCACGAAGAGUACAGCCAAGCUUCCCUGUAUGUCUAAAUAAUUUUACCAUGGAGAUGACAGCAAGAAUGCUUAUUUCUGAACUAAGUUAAAAAAAUUCAUGACAAAGAGACUUAAGCCAAAAUUUGCUUUAUUCCUGUACAAGUAUUUUGCAAUUUAUCAGUUACUUGCUGUUAUGACAAGGCUACUCAUUGUUGGAAGGUGUUCCAGUAACCUUGACUUGGUCAAUUGUAUUACAUGACAGUGUACCUCAAUGUGCUUUAGGUUACCGUUGAUAUAAAAAUAAUUAUAUAUGAUAGGAAUUAAUAUCAAGUCUGUUGCAGGGUUCAAGUUCAAGUCAGUAGUGUCGUAAAAUGGGAUCUUAUUGUACAGAAAAAAAAACAAGUAUUGCUGUUAAAAAUAUAACGAGUGCAAGUAGAGAUGCUUAAUUGGUGAAAUAAAAAUGUUCGCUUU
Actinia tenebrosa (Australian red waratah sea anemone) is the source of this 6552-nucleotide messenger RNA. RefSeq names its product E3 ubiquitin-protein ligase TRIP12. Gene Ontology annotation, molecular function: zinc ion binding; ubiquitin protein ligase activity. Lineage: Eukaryota; Metazoa; Cnidaria; Anthozoa; Actiniaria; Actiniidae. Gene Ontology annotation, cellular component: nuclear speck. Gene Ontology annotation, biological process: proteasome-mediated ubiquitin-dependent protein catabolic process; protein polyubiquitination. The record is from RefSeq and is a predicted model, not a curated record.